This is a messenger RNA of Manduca sexta (tobacco hornworm), 2220 nucleotides long. Its product is annotated as solute carrier family 22 member 3. Gene Ontology annotation, molecular function: transmembrane transporter activity. Lineage: Eukaryota; Metazoa; Arthropoda; Insecta; Lepidoptera; Sphingidae. Bases 104 to 1561 code for a protein of 485 amino acids. Gene Ontology annotation, cellular component: membrane. The record is from RefSeq and is a predicted model, not a curated record. Gene Ontology annotation, biological process: transmembrane transport. The transcript has 7 exons.
AAGUGUGGUCUCAGCAAGUCAUUGUCAAUUCGCUUGUCGCGGUCGCUGGUCGCAAAUGUUUUUAUAGUCUCUACGUGCAUACAUACGUUUGGUUGCUUCAGUUAUGAAGCCAACGGACUUGGAAGAUGUUCUCCAAAAAUUCGCCAUUUUUGGUAGAUACCACAGGGAGUUAUUAUUAUUUGUAGCGUUAGCAUACGCUUCUAAUGCCUUGUAUUGUUCAAACUUUAUCUUCGCUGCCGAGGAAGUGAAAUAUCGAUGUGCGGACGAGAGUUUUGGAAACAACACGUGCAGUGCAGAUUCCACAUGCACAGAGUGGGUUUACGAAAAUCCAAACACGUUUGUAGCCGAAUUUGAGUUAGCGUGCCAGGAAUGGAAACGAACCCUGGUCGGCACCAUACGCAGCCUUGGGUAUAUGCUGGGGCUCCUCGUAAUUGGUCCUCUAUCAGAUAGACUUGGAAGAAAGAAGGCGCUCGUCCUGACUGGAGUUACGGGAGGAGUCCUUGGCGUGGCAAAGAGUUUCUCCCCGUGGUACUGGCUGUACAUAUUCCUUGAAUUCAUCGAGUCGGCUGUAGGCGACAUCUGUUCACCUAUUUUUGUACUCAGUAUAGAAUUUGUCGCCACGAAGAAACGCGUUCCAUACAGCAUUCUAUGCGGUUUGGGAUACUGUUUAGGAGGCGUGCUUCUCCCAUUAGCAGCAUGGGGAAUAGGCUACUGGCGAAAUGUUUUAAGAGUCAUCUAUGCACCAGCUCUGCUGUUCCUUUUGUAUAUUUACGUAAUAGAUGAAAGCCCUCGAUGGCUUCUCACGAAAGGAAAAAAAGAGAAGGCAAUAGAAAUCCUUCAGAAAGCAGCAGAUAAGAACAAAUUAGAAAUAAACAAAGGAGUUCUAGAAAACCUCUAUUGCGAAGAAGAUAAAGGAAUCGGUUUUAUAAAUCUGCUGAAAAUAACAUUUGGAUCGAGGACUUUAUUGUGUAGGUGCUUAAUAUGCAUAGUAUGGUGGAGUAGUUCCACCUUCGUGAACUAUGGUAUGAUGAUCAAUUCUGUGUCUUUGCAAGGAAACAAAUACAUUAACUACGCACUGCUAUCGCUCGUUGAUGUGCCAGCAUGUUUCAUAGUGAUGUACAUACUGAUCUAUUUCAAAAGGAAAAUUCCUCUCAUUGUCAGUUUUAUUUUGGGAGCAAUUCUGUGUUUGGUGCAGCCAUUCUUGCCAGAUUAUCUAGCGUGGCUCUCCGUUGUGGUCUACAUGUUGGGGAAGCUGAUGUCUUCCAUAUACUUCAACAUCACGUAUAUUUACACGUCCGAGUUAUUCCCGACAUAUACAAGAAACUCUAUGCACGCGCUGUGCUCCUCUUUAGGGAGAAUAGGAUCUAUAUUAGCGCCGCAGACUCCGUUAUUGAUGGUCUACUGGACUGGUCUUCCUGCACUGGUCUUCGGCGCCGCAGCGUUAGUGGGAGGAGCUGUCACCUUCCUAGUACCUGAAACAGGAAACGAACCGUUACCAGAUACAGUGAAAGAAGCCGAAAUUGUGGGCCAGAGUGGAAAAAAGAUGGCCGAUCAAUCUUGAUGAAGAGAGAGAAGGCUGUGAAUGAACAACGAUAUUGUACCGUUUUACUUCCAAAUAUACAGGGAUAUUUUUGUAGCAAUAAAAUUUUUACACUUUUUGUUAUAAGUGUUACUAAUUGUUAUUAAGAGUAGAUAUGUUAUAAAAAGUACCUGUCUAAAUGAGCACAUAAAAAAUUAUGCCCGUCUCUCGUCAAGUAAAAUUGAACUAUAAUAUUCGUUGAAGUAUAUAGGUAUUUAAUAUAAUAAUAAUUAUGCGAUAAGGAUUUAUAUACUUUAACGAAGUACUGCAAUAUUUGGUAAUAAAUAUUUAAAGCAAGAGAAUUGGGAAAUUAGCGAAAAAAUGUCACGUAGGUGUAACAGACCUCUGUCAGUAUGAUGCUCUAGGUAGGAAAUUUAUCGACUAUAUCUUUCUAAAGACAGUAUACUGCGGAGUGCUGUAUCUUUUUAUAUUGUGUUUUAUAUACUUUCGAGUACUAUAUUCUACAGUUACUACAUUUAAAUACUUAAUAUAAGAAUAUGUGGAAUUAUUUUAAUUUCGUCACGUAACAAGGUUAAAAUAAAUAAAUUAUUCAAUUAUUCUAAUUCUUUUUAUACUCCAGUAACUAUUUUGUGAGUCUGUUAUCAUUGUGGAACUAAUUAUAUAAUUUAUAUCAUGAAUAA